CCCCUGAAGCUGACCUGUGAGCUCUGCAGCAUCGUGUCCAGCUCGGGUCAGAUGCUGGGCCAGGCGGCCGGCCCGCAGAUCGACCGCUCGCCGUGCAUCUGGCGCAUGAACAACGCUCCGACCCGGGGGUUCGAGCCCGACGUGGGCCGGCGCACCACGCUGAGGGUGGUCUCCCACACCAGCGUCCCCCUGCUGCUGCAGAAGCCCCAGUACUUCUUCGGGCAGGGCAACGACACCAUCUACGUGGUGUGGGGGCCGCUGCGGAACAUGAGGAAGGACGGGAAGGGCAUCGUGUACAACAUGCUGCGGCAGGCGGCCGAGAACUACCCCCACGCCCGCAUCUACGUCACCACGGAGGACAGGAUGAACUACUGCGACAUGGUCUUCAAGAAGGAGACCGGGAAAGACAGGACGGAGGGAUACAGGAAGGUUCCCUAUCACUACUACGAGGCCGGCAGCCGGGACGAGUGUGCAGAGUACGUGCUGCACGAGAGCGCCCCCUACGGAGGACACCGCUUCAUCACUGAGAAGUCAGUGUUCGCCAAGUGGGCCAAGCCUCACGCCAUCAAGUUCUUCAACCCGCCGUGGCAGCUGUCGUGA
Limanda limanda (common dab) is the source of this 600-nucleotide messenger RNA. RefSeq names its product ST6 (alpha-N-acetyl-neuraminyl-2,3-beta-galactosyl-1,3)-N-acetylgalactosaminide alpha-2,6-sialyltransferase 3 (gene st6galnac3). The transcript has 2 exons. The record is from RefSeq and is a predicted model, not a curated record. Bases 52 to 600 code for a protein of 182 amino acids. Gene Ontology annotation, biological process: oligosaccharide metabolic process; ganglioside biosynthetic process. Gene Ontology annotation, molecular function: alpha-N-acetylgalactosaminide alpha-2,6-sialyltransferase activity. Lineage: Eukaryota; Metazoa; Chordata; Actinopteri; Pleuronectiformes; Pleuronectidae.